Molecule: messenger RNA, 1141 nt
Organism: Trichobilharzia regenti
Lineage: Eukaryota; Metazoa; Platyhelminthes; Trematoda; Strigeidida; Schistosomatidae
Source: the annotation of a GenBank genome assembly
UGAUUCUCAGAUACUAAGAGUAGCAAUGAUGGAGUACAAUGUCUCUAAAUAUCCACAUUUUGAUAAUCCAUGGGAUAUGCUAAUUGACUGCGACAAUGUGAAACGAGGAAGUCCAAAGUCAACUCCAGCGUUGUGCAACAUUGCAACACUGAAUGGUAUUCUAUGCGCCUACAUCUUGCCUUUCAUAGUUCUAUUCAAUGUCAUCUGUAAUGUGAUCAAUGCUGUCAUAUUCCUUCACGGUUAUCAACAAAAAACAAGACAAGUUAUCUAUCUCGGAGUUCUUUCUUUAAUAGAUCUAUGCGCUUGCCUUCUCGAGACUACAUUGAGAUUAUUCCCCGCCAAAGGUAUUCCAUAUGCAUCUAACGGAACUAUAUUCUUCUCCAUAAACAAUACUUCAAGUAUCGGAUGUAAGUUAUAUCGAAGUGCACUAGGAUUGUUGAAUACAUUCAGAGGGAAUAUGUUAAUUACCACAAUGCUUGAUAGAUUGUUAGCUAUUCAAUACCCUCUGCAAUUUAGCCGAUUUACUUCACGAAAUGCUUGGUAUUUUGUGUUGAGUACCUUCAUAACAGCUGUUCUUUUAAUGAUACCUAUCAUUGUGCAGUCCGACUGGACUGUGUCUUCCAAUAAAACUUCAUGUUAUAAGGUACCAUCUAAUCGAUUUCUCUACCUUUAUUAUGGUCUAUUCUCCGGAGCAUGUUUUGCUCAAACUGCAAUCAACGGAUUACUGAAUGGAGUACUAUUACUUAAAAUAUACUUCUGGUUGCAACACAGACGUCAAAUAGCCACAUCAACACAGUCAACUAAAUCCAGCGAACUUUCAGCAUGUAUUCUACUGCUGAUUAUUUCAGGAACAACAUUUCUGCUGUCUAUCCCAGCUAUUUCGAUCGCGUAUUUUGCAAUAUCGAAUCCAUUCUCAAAAGAUCCGAAUAAUGCAUUUAUCAAGCUACGUGUCAUGCUGGAUUUAAGAGAUGUAUUUUUGAUUCUCACCUAUAUGCAGUCAAUAUUUAAUACAGUGAUUUAUAUCUGGCGAAUGGAACACUUUCGUCUAUUAUUUUUGUGUAUUGUUCAGUGCAAAAAUAUUCGUAAAUUUAGACGUACACUUAAAAAGUCGUCAAAUGCUAGUCAUCGCCAAAUCGCUUAA